Molecule: messenger RNA, 1773 nt
Organism: Impatiens glandulifera
Lineage: Eukaryota; Viridiplantae; Streptophyta; Magnoliopsida; Ericales; Balsaminaceae
Product: aldehyde dehydrogenase family 3 member F1-like
Exons: 11
Coding region: 122-1588 (488 amino acids)
Biological process (GO): aldehyde metabolic process
Cellular component (GO): cytoplasm
Molecular function (GO): aldehyde dehydrogenase (NAD+) activity
Source: RefSeq, a predicted model, not a curated record
AUAAAUGAUGAUCAGCAACAGGUUAAGCCCUUGCUAGUUAAGUUUUUUUAAUCAAAUUUAUGUUUGAAAAUGAUCCCUAUAUAAUAUACAAAUCGAUCACUAAAGAAAGAUCUGAGAGAGAAUGGAAGAACCCACAAAGGAAUCAUGGUUGGAGAGACAAAUGGAGGAAUUAAGAGAGACUUUUGAAAGUGGAAAGACCAGAAAAGCAGCUUGGAGGAAAUCUCAGCUCAAAGCUCUUCUUUCUCUCCUCAAAGAGAAAGAAGAAGACAUUUUCUUAGCCCUUCAACAGGAUCUUGGCAAACAUCCUGCAGAAACUUUUAGAGAUGAGUUGGGAACUUUGAUCAAAUCUAUAAACUUUGCUUUGGAUGGUCUCAAGAAAUGGAUGUCAAGCAAGAAGGCAAAGGUUCCUUUAGCUGUUUUCCCUUCAAAAGCAGAAAUAGUACCCGAGCCUCUUGGUCUUGUUCUCAUCAUCUCCUCAUGGAAUUUUCCCUUUGGUUUGUCAUUGGAACCGUUGAUUGGGGCAAUAGCGGCAGGAAAUGUAGUCGUGUUGAAACCGUCGGAACUUUCACCUAUGUGUUCUUCGAUCCUAGCAAGAACCGUAGGCGAAUAUUUGGAUAAAUCCGCCGUUAAAGUUUUGGAAGGCGGAGUCUCCUUAGGAGAACAACUUUUGCAACAGAAAUGGGACAAGAUCUUCUUCACAGGUAGCGGGCGGGUGGGAAGGAUUGUCAUGACUGCAGCCGCGAAGAAUUUAACGCCGGUUGUGUUGGAGUUGGGAGGGAAAUGUCCCGCUAUUGUGGAUUCACUCGCAUGUUCAAGGGAAAGGAAGGUUGCAAUUAAAAGGAUACUUUCGGGUAAAUUUGGCACUUGUGCUGGUCAAGCAUGUUUAUCCAUCGAUUACAUUCUUACCGAGAAGAGAUUUGCCUCGACUUUGGUAGAAGAAAUGAAGGAGAUUCUGAAAGAACAAUAUGGUGAGAAUCCAAGAGUAACCAAUUCUGUUUCAAGAAUAAUCAACAAACAACAUUUUGCUAGAUUGGAAAAUCUUCUAAAUGAUCCAUUUGUGAAGGCUUCGGUCGUGUAUGGUGGUUCUCUAGACGAAGAAAACUUAUUCAUCGAACCAACCAUCUUGAUUAAUCCUCCACUGAAAUCCGCGAUCAUGACUGAGGAAAUAUUCGGUCCAUUGCUUCCUAUAAUAACUUUGGACAAUAUCGAAGAUUGUGUGGAGUUCAUAAAGUCCAGACCAAAGGCAUUAGCUGUGUACGCGUUCACCAGCAAGAAGAGGUUGCAAAAGAGGCUGGUAGCCGAGACAUCGUCGGGAGGACUGGUAUUCAACGAUACGAUCCUUCAGUAUGCACUAGAUAAACUUCCUUUUGGUGGAGUUGGAGAAAGUGGGAUAGGGAGGUAUCACGGGAAGUUCUCGUUUGAUGUUUUCACGCACGAGAAGUCGGUUUUGAAAAGAGGCUUUUGGAUUGAUUUCUGGUUUAGAUAUCCUCCAUGGGACUUCAAGAAGUUGCAGUUGUUUAAGGCAUCUUAUCGUUAUAAUUAUCUCAAAGUAGGUCUCAUUGCCUUGGGCAUUAAGAAGACCUAUUGAGUAAUGUUAUGGUCAUAGCAAAAGGGGUUCUCUCCAUAUAUAUAUACUCUGGUCUUUUGUACUAUAUAUAUAAUUAAUGUGUUAUUAUUUAUUCAUGUUUUUGUUUGCUUAUAAUGAACCAAACCCACAUUACAAAAUGUUGUAUUUGGUAUGAAUCAAUAAAUUAUAUUGACUGUUUAUGAUAA